Lagenorhynchus albirostris (white-beaked dolphin) is the source of this 3109-nucleotide messenger RNA. RefSeq names its product zinc finger protein 454 (gene ZNF454). Gene Ontology annotation, biological process: regulation of DNA-templated transcription. The transcript has 4 exons. Bases 293 to 1876 code for a protein of 527 amino acids. Lineage: Eukaryota; Metazoa; Chordata; Mammalia; Artiodactyla; Delphinidae. The record is from RefSeq and is a predicted model, not a curated record.
UAUGGAGGAUCUGACUCAGAUUGCUAGGGGGAAAAUUGGUGGGGGGUGCUGGGAGUAGCUGCAAGGUGAGCUAUUCCCUUUACAGGGGAGGCCAUCAGAAAGACCCUCCAGGAGGAGAGAGGAUUGGGAGCAAAUAGGGACUAAGAAUUCACUACCUGGAGUAUUGGAGGAUUCCCAGGGUGUGAAUGCUCAAAGCCCCACUCUGGACUGCUGUGUGGUAUCUUUUGACCCAGUCCUCUCCUCAUAAACAGUAGAAGGUGUUACCAGCCUGAGGCUCAUCAGAGAAGAAGGAAUGGCAGUCAGGUGCCUGCCAACCGUGGUCCAGGAAUCAGUGACCUUCAAGGAUGUGGCCGUGCUUUUCACCCAGGAUGAAUGGGCGCAGCUGAGCCCUGCUCAAAGAGCCCUGUACAGGGAUGUAAUGCUGGAGAACUACAGCAACCUGGUGUCCCUGGGACUCUUAGGACCCAAGCCAGAUAUGUUUUCCCAGCUGGGAAAGGGGGAAGAAUGGAUGCCGGAGGACUCCCUGGGAGGCUUCUGUCUUGAUUGGAUGACUACACCUGUGAGUAAGAAACCAACUCUCAAGGCAGAUAUUCCUGAAGGAGAAUUGGGUCAGUGGAUGAUAAAGGAAAGAUUCACUAAAGAUACUCACUGGAAAUAUGAUACACUGUUGGAAUGGCAGCAUGGAAGCCAGGAGAUAAAGUUGCAGCAAGUGAUGCUUGCUCAUGAGAAAACUUCAUCUGUGGUUGGUGACCAGAAAUGUGAUGAAUCUGGGAAGCACUGCACCAUGAGCUCAUCCUUUGUUCAGAGUCAGGGAUUUCAAUCUAGCAAAAAAGCCUUUGAGUGUAGUGAGUGUGGAAAAGUCUUCACUAAGAGUUCAACCCUCAAUAAACAUCAGAAGAUUCAUACUGAAAAACUUAAUGCAAAUCGGAAAAUUCUUAUUAAAGAGAAGCGAUAUGAAUGUAGAGAAUGUGGGAAAGCCUUUCACCAGAGCACACACCUUAUCCAUCACCAAAGAAUUCACACUGGUGAGAAGCCGUAUGAAUGUAAGGAAUGUGGCAAGGCCUUCUCAGUGAGCUCCUCACUUACUUAUCAUCAGAAAAUUCAUACUGGAGAGAAGCCUUUUGAAUGCAACUUAUGUGGAAAAGCUUUUAUCCGAAACAUACACCUUGCCCACCAUCAUAGAAUACAUACUGGAGAGAAACCUUUUAAAUGUAACAUAUGUGACAAAGCCUUUGUGUGCAGGGCACAUCUUACCAAACACCAGAAUAUUCAUAGUGGAGAGAAACCCUAUAAAUGUAAUGAAUGUGGGAAGGCCUUCAAUCAGAGUACAAGUUUUCUUCAGCAUCAGAGAAUUCACACUGGGGAGAAGCCUUUUGAAUGUAAUGAAUGUGGGAAGGCUUUCAGGGUGAACUCUUCCCUUACUGAACAUCAAAGAAUUCAUACUGGAGAGAAACCUUAUAAGUGUAAUGAAUGUGGGAAAGCUUUCAGGGAUAAUUCAUCCUUUGCUCGACAUCGGAAAAUUCAUACUGGAGAGAAACCUUACAGGUGUGGUUUGUGCGAGAAAGCCUUCAGGGACCAAUCAGCCCUAGCCCAGCAUCAGAGAAUUCAUACUGGGGAGAAACCUUAUGCGUGUAAUAUAUGUGAGAAAGCAUUCAGUGACCAUUCAGCCCUCACUCAACAUAAGAGAAUUCAUACUAGAGAAAAACCUUAUAAAUGUAAAAUCUGUGAGAAAGCCUUUAUCCGAAGUACACAUCUGACUCAACAUCAGAGGAUUCACACGGGAGAGAAACCCUAUAAAUGUAAUAAAUGUGGGAAAGCUUUCAACCAGACUGCAAACCUCAUUCAGCAUCAGAGACAUCAUAUUGGAGAAAAGUGAUAAUGGAAGAGCUUUGAGACUAAGUGUAUUAAUUAUUGAAUGCAAGAGAAUUUCCGUUCUACAGAAUAAUCAUGAAAGCUUACAUGAAGAUAGUCAUUUUAUUUACUGAGAGUCAAGGUUCACAGUAGUGUGGGUUUUGAGAACUUAAGAAUGUCAAACACUCCUCAUAAUUCAGAACUGCCUCAGUUGAAUAGUCUGAAUUACCAAGUAUCAGAACCAACAUGGACCUUCAUUAACAACAUAGAAAUUAGUUGACCAUUAAGAUAAAUUAUAAAAUUGUAAAAAUUGAGAAGCACAGGAACAAAAAAGUAAGAAAAUGGUCUAUAAGCAUUUUACUGUACUUGAUUCUCUUAUAUAGGAGGGUUUCUACCUUUAAUGGAAUGCUUUGUUUUCCUCACCCCCACUAUUUACACCCAGUGUAAAGAAAGUGCAGUCACCUGUGCACUGGCCCAGGAGUUACUUAAAUUAUGCUUCCCACCUUCUGCUUCAAACCAACUUUUGUCAGAUGUCCCUGGUUCAUGUGUCCACUGGCUUCUUACCUGUAUUCUUCUCCUGGGACAAUUCAUUUGAACUGUGUGUCCCUUUUUGAUUUAGCAACUCCUAACUGAUAACAUCACGUCAGUUACUACCACCCAGUUUGCCCUUGAAGACUGUGGUUAUCUGACCUCACACACAGUCCAUGAUUCUGGAUGUUGUUCCAAACCCAGCUUUCAGAACUCAGGACUCCUAUCUGGAAGGCAGAGGUUGAUAAAAAUUCCUGAGUAACCCAGGUCCUCUGGGCUUCAGUUUGACUCUGACCCUCGGAUAAUCCCUAAAGUAGGGGCUUAAUCUGUGCAGACAUUCCCCCCGCCAGUUGUUCUGCACUGUAGAUUACACUACACAUGGCAGUCAGGGGCAUGCUCAGCUUCGGGUGUGAUGAUCCCAGCCACCUAGAGAUGUUCUGGGCACUGCUACUUCUGUGACUUGCCAUUUCCUGAUGUGCAUCUGACAAGGGAGGUUAGAGCCUCAAGGGAGUUGUCAAAAGGCUCUCACCCACUUUUUCCCUUGGCUGGGCAAUCCUGUGUCCACUGCAUUAGUGUAUAUUUGUUACUCCCAGAAUAUUGAACUGCUGCAUCCUGGUUCUUGCCCUGCUUUUGUCUACUUUUCUGAAGGUAUCAACUCUGUUCAUAGAAAACACAGAGAGCUUUGAAUUUCUGAUUUUGCAUUUGGAAGUGGCCAUUUCAUGUCCUCCAC